AUGGAUUUACGUUUUGGUGGAGAUGAAAUGUCAGAAGUGUUUUCCCCUGGAGAUGAUCCGAAUAAGGAAAUAAUAAGAUUCCAUCGGUUACAAUACAAUGAUCCCAUCGUGAUACGCAUGGAGAAUGCUAAGUAUGUUUAUUCUGAAUCGAAUAAGAAUCAGACCGUUACGUUCCAUUUUCUGGGUGCACGAGAUGAAAUUAUUCAGUUUCUACUUUUCCCUGACACUGGUGAAGCUAAACUAAAUUCCACGUAUCAUAAAACUGAUUCUGUCGAUAUUGGUUAGUGGUUUCCUAAACAUGCCAG
Molecule: messenger RNA, 305 nt
Organism: Loa loa (African eye worm)
Lineage: Eukaryota; Metazoa; Nematoda; Chromadorea; Rhabditida; Onchocercidae
Exons: 4
Coding region: 1-285 (94 amino acids)
Source: RefSeq, a predicted model, not a curated record